Messenger RNA from Oreochromis niloticus (Nile tilapia), 2076 nucleotides. RefSeq lists its product as uncharacterized. The record is from RefSeq and is a predicted model, not a curated record. The transcript is spliced from 11 exons. Bases 139 to 2070 code for a protein of 643 amino acids. NCBI's taxonomy places the organism in Eukaryota, Metazoa, Chordata, Actinopteri, Cichliformes, Cichlidae.
GUCAUUCCUGUUAGACAGAUGUUGAUUUGAACAUUUAUUCAUGUUUCUGAUAUUUCUGAAACUCUGAGAGCAGCAGCAGUAAUCAGCUCUUUAUAAUAAUCAUACAUCAACUUUCUGAUUAGAAGUGAAAAAACAGCCAUGUUGUUGGCAGAAGCUGGAUGUUUGUUCAUGGGUUUCAUUCUGUGUCUCUCAGGUGUUCAGGGAAAACCAAACAGCAUCUGUGCCUUGAAAGGUUCAUCAGUGAAUCUGCCCUGCUCACAUCAACAUCCCACUGCAAGAAAUAGCUGGUACACUGGACACUGGACUGUCUCCAAGAUUGAACUCUCUACAGAUGAAACACAUGUAAAGUACAGCAUGUCAGCAGAGAGUAAUUUCACUCUAACAAUCAAUAAUCUAACAGAGAGAGAUGCAAAUUUUUACUGUUGCAUUAAAACUGCUGACACAUCAAAGUGCCAACAAAGUGGAAUUCAUCUCCAAGUUACAGAGCUGCAGGUAAAGGUGAUUCCUGCCACAGAGGGACAGACAGUAACACUGAUGUGCAGCAGCAGCUGUCCUCUGACUGAAAAGCCUGCAGCCUACAUCUGGUACAAGAACAGAGAGUUUCUCUAUGAGGACUGGUCUCCCUGGUACCAAGAGCUGCUCAGCAGUGAGGAAGCAGUCACAUACUCCUGUGCUGUCAAAGGCUACGAGGAUCUCAGAGCCCCUGAAGUCUCUGCGGAUUCCAUCACAGAGACCUGCUUCAGUGUGACCUAUGCUAAAGGGAGAAUGUGUUCUUCUCAGCAGACAUCAGUGGACGAGUCCUGCUCCAUCACAUAUCCCAGAGAAAUUCAUGUCCAGAGGACUCCUGCUGAACACAGAGGUCACAUCAGACUGACCUGUAACAGCAGCUGUUUUCUGACUGACCCUCUGAUUUCCUUUGUGUGGUAUGAGAACAGAAAGCCUACAGUGAAGGAGGGAAAACAGAUUCUAGUUCCCAGCUCUAAUCGUGACAGUUUGUCUUGUGCUGUAAAAGGUCUUGAGGAUGUGCGCUCUGCUGACGUCUGUGUUAAUGAUUCCUGCUGGAGGUUGAAUUAUGUCCACAGCAGAAUCUGUGCUGUGGAAGGAUCUUCAGUCAACAUCUCCAGUAAAUACUCACAUCCUGACUACGAGCAGAUACAGUCUAAAUGUUGGUAUAAAGUCAAGAGAGAAGCUGAACAGCUGACUGAGGAUCCAGAUCAUGUGGAGUAUGAUGACAGCAUGAAGAACCAACACAUCCUCAGAUUAAAGAAGCUGAAGAGAGAUGACUCAGCAGAAUACAGGUUCACCUUCACAACAGAAAAUGAAGAAGUGAAUCAGUCUGAUUUUCCUGGAGUUACGCUGAUUGUCACAGGAGAGAGAGCAUCAAUGAGAAGCAGUGACUCAGCACAGAAUCACCAAACGUCUUCCAGGAUUCAGUCCAACACUGCAGGAAUUCCAGAGCUGAGAGUGAAGAUGAGUCCUUCUGCAGUGGUGACAGAGGGUCAGAGAGUCACACUGACCUGCAGUACCAGCUGUCCUCUGACUGACAACACAAACUACAUUUGGUACUUGAACAGUCGACCUCUGACCCCGAGAGAGAACCAGAACAAACAUCUGAUCCUAGACCCAGUCAGCAGGGAGGAUGCAGGAAGCUACUCCUGUGCUGUGAAAACCAACAAAGAUAUCAGCUCUGCUCCAAAGACUCUCACUGUCCAAAGUAUCACAGGAACAUGGACACCAGCAGCUGCAGGAGUUUCUGCAGCUCUGCUGCUUUUAAUACUUCUCACUGUCUGCUGGUGGAUCAGAAAAAGGAGAACUUCUAGAUUAUCGCCAACAAGUGAAACAAUGGACAACCUGGAGCAGGUACAUUUUGGUCCCCAGCAUGACGACAUCUCAGCUCAACCAGCAGAGCAGGAACUUGACUACAGCGAGAUCAAUUUGUCCAAGAACCAAACAGAACAUCCCUACUCCACUGUUCAGUCAUUUCAAGAACAGGAGCAUGUCCCCUACGCUGUUGUCAACUUCAGAGACAACACAACACCUGAACUCAAUGAUCAGGCUGUGGACGGUUAGAGACUG